Diatraea saccharalis (sugarcane borer) is the source of this 1896-nucleotide messenger RNA. Lineage: Eukaryota; Metazoa; Arthropoda; Insecta; Lepidoptera; Crambidae. The record is from the annotation of a GenBank genome assembly.
AUGACCACAUUACGAGAACGCCAACUAAAUGCUUUAAAGCAAAUGCUCAAUUUAAAUCAGCCUAUAACAAAAAAUAUAGCAAAUGAACCUAAUUGGAAAGUUCUCACUUACGACAGAGUUGGACAAGAUAUUAUUUCUCCACUUAUAUCAAUUAAAGAGCUAAGAGAACUAGGUGUGACUCUACAUGUGCAACUUCAUUCAGAUAGAGAUCCAAUACCUGAAGUACCAGCAGUUUAUUUCUGUGCACCAACAGAAGAGAAUAUUGGCAGAAUAUGUCAAGAUCUUGAUAAUGGAAUAUAUGACCAAUAUCACCUUAAUUUUAUUUCACCAAUAACAAGGCAGAAACUUGAAGACUUAGCAGCAUCUGCUAUCCAAUCUAAUUCUGCUGUAAGCAUUCAGAAAGUUUAUGAUCAAUACCUUAACUUCAUAUGUUUGGAAGAUGAUCUUUUUAUUAUGAAACACCAGCAGUCAGAUUUGUUAUCUUAUUAUGCUAUAAAUAAAGGGGACACAAAAGAUACUGAAAUGGAAAAUAUCAUGGACAAUAUUGUAGAAAGUUUAUUUUCAGUAUUUGUUACAUUAGGUAAUGUUCCAAUAAUUAGAAGCAGUAAAGGUAAUGCAGCAGAAAUGGUAGCCAAGAAACUUGAUAAAAAAUUAAGGGAAAACUUAUGGGAUGCCAGAAACAAUUUGUUUCAUGGGAACACCGGUCAAGGUGGUUCAUUCAGCUUUACAAGACCUAUGCUCAUUUUGUUAGAUAGAAAUAUAGAUAUGGCUACGCCUCUACAUCACACAUGGACAUACCAGGCACUUGCACAUGAUGUGCUUGACUUGUCACUAAACAGGGCAAUGGUUCCCGAGAGUACUAACACAGCUGUGUCAUCAGGCCAAAAAGUAAAAACGCGUGUUUGUGAUUUGGAUUCCAAAGACCCAUUAUGGAUGGAACAUAAGGGUAGCCCAUUUCCCACUGUUGCAGAAGCAAUACAGGAAGACUUAGAUAAAUACAGGAGUUCAGAAGCAGAAGUAAAAAAGUUGAAAAGCUCAAUGGGUCUGGAUGCUGACAGUGACCUUGCUUUAAGUCUUGUGAGCGACAACACUCAGCGUCUUACCAGCGCCGUCAACUCCUUACCACAGUUGAUGGAAAAGAAACGCCUUAUUGAUAUGCAUACUACAAUUGCAACAGCAAUACUCAAUGCAAUAAAAUGUAGAAGGUUAGAUUCAUUCUUUGAAUUGGAAGAGAAAAUAAUGAGUAAAAGUAGUAGUGUGGAAAGCAAAGCAGUGAUGGAUUUAAUAUCAGACCCCAGCGCUGGGACUGAAGAGGACAAAAUGCGUCUAUUCAUUAUUUACUAUUUGUGCACAUCACAAAUCCCUGAGGAUGAGUAUAAAAAGUUUGAAUCAGCACUACAGACUGCUAACUGCGAUAUCAAACCAAUGACAUAUAUGAGAAGAUUAAAGGGGUUCACUAAAAUGUCGAGUCAGUAUGAAGGUGGAGGAACAAAAACGGUUUCGAUGUUCUCUAAACUGGUAUCCCAGGGUUCUUCAUUUGUAAUGGAAGGGGUUAAAAAUUUAGUGGUCAAGAAACAUAAACUACCAGUGAGUCGCACCGUAGAAGCGGCGCUGAGUGGUAGCGAAGUGAGUGGCGAUCUCACCUGGAUGGACCCACGCGCCGCUCGUACGGACGCGGCGGCGAGAGCGCGCGCCUCUAGAAACCCACCGCCCACUGACGCGGUAGUGUUUCUUGUUGGAGGCGGCAACUAUAUCGAGUACCAUAACCUCAUUGAUUUCGCUAAGCAACAAGCUGCUAGCGGCACACCUAGAAAAAUUAUCUACGGAUCCACAACGUUACCUAAUGCGUCGCAGUUUUUAAAACAGCUGUCAUUAUUAGGAGAGGAAAUCCAGUGA